CUGGCUCGCGCAGCAAGAUCUUUCAGCAAAUCUGAGCAAGGAAGUCAUCCUUCUCCCCCAAGAGUGGUUGGUUACCCACCAAAGUUAACGUAAAAGCCAUCCCCUUUCAACUUCCAGUCUAUCUCCAAUUCCACCGACAAGAAUGCAAAUUUCUGGUCCCAUUGAUGCUCAUUGCAGGUUUUUUUGAACACCCACUUCGUAAAUUUUGAUUCCUAAGCUUGGAUUGUUCCUGCCUGAUAAGAACUUUCCGGAAGAAGAAAUGGUUUAUCACUCUAGUUUUCUUGAUGUGGAAGGAGUUGACAAAGCUUGUGGAUGCCCGCUACUCCCUUUGAAAAGCCAUAUAAAGGGUCCUGCUCCAGUUUCAGAUCAAGAUAGAACCGAUAUUGUUGAUGAGGCAAUUACAUUCUUUCGUGUCAAUGUCUUCUUCAGAAACUUUGAUGUUAAGAGCCCAGCUGAUAAGCUCCUUAUUUAUCUAACGUUCUACAUCAAUGUUGCUUUGAAGAGGCUUGAGGGCUGCAGGACUUUGGCUGAAGGGACCAAGGCAAUUAUUAACUUGGGUUUGGAGAAGGUUCCUGUUCCCGGAGAACCUGGAUUUCCUUUUCCAGGUCUUUUCCCCUUCCCUCAAUCUCGACAGGAAGCAGAGCUAUUCAGAAACUAUCUGAAGCAGAUAAGGGAGGAAACAAGCGGAAGACUGUUGAGUGUUGCAUACAGACCCAAUGGAACUCCAAAUAAAUGGUGGUUGGCAUUUGCCAAGAGGAAGUUCAUGAAUAUCAUUGUGCCUUGAACAUUUUCAGUAAAAGCCUAAGAGGUUGCUUUCUAGGACCCAUAUAAAAAUGAUAGUAACGAGCUGUGAAAGACUUUACAUUGGAACGGGUAUGUUACUCUCUCCUCACAUAGUUUUCAUCGCAAUCACAGUUAGUUACUUGGUUGUCGAUGAUAUAGGUGAAAAUGGCCAAUUUCAGUAUAUAUUCUUUGGAUGGACAAUGUGUGCUCUUGUAAUCUCCAUUUAUUAUGAACUAAUGGACUAGAAACACAAGAUCAUCAUGCACAAUGAUGCUCUUUGCAGUAUUUUGCUAAAUUCCGAACGCCUUGCUUGAAAU
Molecule: messenger RNA, 1100 nt
Organism: Tripterygium wilfordii
Lineage: Eukaryota; Viridiplantae; Streptophyta; Magnoliopsida; Celastrales; Celastraceae
Product: actin-related protein 2/3 complex subunit 3
Exons: 5
Coding region: 260-784 (174 amino acids)
Biological process (GO): regulation of actin filament polymerization; Arp2/3 complex-mediated actin nucleation
Cellular component (GO): cytoskeleton; Arp2/3 protein complex
Molecular function (GO): actin filament binding
Source: RefSeq, a predicted model, not a curated record